AAUUCUGCUUCUAAUGGCCUUCUUUUCGGAGCGUCUCGAAGCCUCGCCUAUAACAAACCUGCAGCCAUCGUCUGACAAGGCGAAGAUGAGGGACCCGCCGCCCAGUCUGGCAGGGGCCGGCCAGCGGACUAGUGAGUGACAUUUAUGGUACAUCUCGAACACGCCUGUGACUCCUAAUUGACUAGCGGCGUGAAGCGGUGCAGUGGAUUGGGACGACGUUGUCAAGUAAGGCAGAGAGAGAGAGAGAGAGAGAGAGAGAGAGAGAGGCGGGAGGAGGGGCCAGUCAGGGCCAGCUUGAGCAAGAAGUAACUGGUGGCUUACAAGUCCCCACCCACAGUCGAGGGACGGCAGCUGAAAAGGGCGGACGGGAGGCACGGGCCAGUCUGACAUCUACCGCCGACACGAGACAGCUAGGGUAGGACAAUGAGAGUUAGCGUGAGAAGCGCGACGCUGGUGUUGCUGGUGAUGGUGGAGUCAGCGCGGGGUGUCCAUCCUGCACUCAGCCGCUGGACUCGCCAGGCCAUCCACUGCCAGGCGGAUGACGAGGCCUGCAAAAUGUGUUCCACGUCUUGCACCACUGUUGAGGAUUCGCGCCUGCCUGAGUGCUGCGAGGCCUACAACGCCUGCUGUGACCAAUACUUCCAGGCGUGCAAGAGAUGCUCCAGCAUUGUUGCCAAAGACCAGUACUUCCCAGAGUACUGCUGUGCCUCCUUCACUGACUGCUGUGACCUCAUCACUACCUUCGAGACACCUGUCAAGCCCCCAGAGCCUGUCAGGAAGGAGCCAAAGUUAGAACUGAAGGUCCCCACUGUGGCUGCCCCAAAGCCCACCACCUUCCCCGGGUCCGACUCCCCUGCUGCCCCCAUCAGUCCCUUGGCACCACAGCUCCCUAGUCAGUCUGCCCCACAGUCCCCUCCUUCAAGGCUCUCCUCCAGCCAGGCGAGCCCCCCGGUGGUGGUGGGCAGACAGAGGACCCAGACCAGCACACGAACCCAGCAAAGAUCCCGGCCAGCAACUCGCCCUGCUAGCCCUCAGUCCUCCAACGGCAGGCGUGGCCGCAUCACCUCCAGGGGCAGAGUGAUCCAGUGAGCACGUCUCUUUUCUUCUCAGCCAUUGCUGCCCUGCCUGCCCUCUCCUUCCCUGUCCUGGUCUACAAGACAGCAUGUGUGCUCUCCAGUAACACAUACCUUCUUCAUGAGCUGCUGACUUCUCUCUGUUACCAAAGCAACAGUCCUUCUCUAUCUCUCCUUCUUAUCCCCCUGUAGACCUGUCUGUCUUUACUUAAUUUCUGGUGACACUCUUGUUAUCCAUCUGAGGUUUAUUGCUUCACCCUAAUGUGUCUUGUGAUGUCUGUGAUCUCAUCUGUCCCAUCCUUGUCAGCUGUCCAUCCCAGAGAUUCUUCCCUUCAUUGCUGCUGUCACCUCCUUCACUAUUGCCGUCACAGUCACCCAUUUCAUUUGCUGAUCUCUUUGUGGUCUCCAUGAGAAAUUUUGAUAUUGCUGUUUCUUUUUCUCGUCUUUAAGGCAAAAUCUUCUUAUUCCAGAUUCUCCUUUUCUGAGUUUCAGCAUAUCAAACCAUCACAUUUAAGGAAUUUUGGUCUGACCCAUUGUAGAAUUCUCAGUUUCACCUCAUGCCAUAAUACCAAUCUCUGUUUGGUUUCCUUAUAUACCUGUAGAUAAAUGGUAAGUUUUCCUUUCAUAAUAGCAGGCAUAAAAGCUGCCAUCACAGGUACAAAUAAGAGUCAUAUACAUUCCAGCAUUUUCAUUCAUAACACAAUCAGUGCUUCCUGACACUGGCCAUAUUGGAUCUGUCUUACAAGAUACAGAGUAAAGUCACCAAACAAAGUUAAGCAGUUCUUGCUAAUUUGUGUUAAUGAUCAUAAUUCUUAAUUUCUCUUUAGAGCAAUUCAGUAUCAAAUAAUAAUCAAGCUUGAUUUUCCUCUUUUUAUAGUUGGAUAUAUUUAUAUAUAUUAAAUGAGUUACUGAACUAUGUCUACAGAGUAAGAGAUUCCAUUGUGACAGGAAGUACUGGCUACACAUUGUCAGCAGAAGGUAUGACAGUAACUAUUCUGCCAAACACUUUGUCAGGAAAUAAAGCAGUCUAUGAAAACAAAUUUUUGCUUCAUUCUUCAAAUAUUUUGUGGCUCUAUAUUUCUUUCUAUUCACCUUCGUAUUCUAGCCUUUGUUUACUCAAUGUCUCAAUUAUUCUCAGUGUUAUAAUUAUUCUACUACUUCUGCACAUUCUUUUUGAUUCAUUAUCUAUCAGUAUUAAAAUUUCCUAUUAAGAUUUUGGUCCUCCCUCCCUCCCUCACAACCCAGCUUUUACUGGAUGUGUAUGAAUGUGCAUCUUCUUACUGGUUACUGACAAGACUGGUGCAUCAGUAGUGUGUGGCUUCUGCUGGCCCUUGGAGCUUGUUGAGUGACUUGGCAUGUGAAGCCCACUGAGAGAGAGAGAGAGAGAGAGAGAGAGAGAGAGAGAGAGAGAGAGAGAGAGAGAGAGAGAGAGAGAGAGAGAGAGAGAGAGAGGUGGCUGUUUCAUUGUCAACUAUAAAGAUGUAUGAGGAAGAGGAGAGAAAAGGGAUAAGAGAAAUUAAAAAAAAUAUAUAUACCAUCAAUAAAUGAAAUAAACUAAUAAAUGAUGAUGAAAA
Scylla paramamosain (green mud crab) is the source of this 2647-nucleotide messenger RNA. RefSeq lists its product as uncharacterized. The transcript has 6 exons. The record is from RefSeq and is a predicted model, not a curated record. Lineage: Eukaryota; Metazoa; Arthropoda; Malacostraca; Decapoda; Portunidae. The coding region runs from base 424 to 1089 and encodes 221 amino acids.